Molecule: messenger RNA, 453 nt
Organism: Pleurotus ostreatus (oyster mushroom)
Lineage: Eukaryota; Fungi; Basidiomycota; Agaricomycetes; Agaricales; Pleurotaceae
Exons: 5
Coding region: 1-453 (150 amino acids)
Biological process (GO): regulation of transcription by RNA polymerase II
Cellular component (GO): mediator complex
Molecular function (GO): transcription coregulator activity
Source: RefSeq, a predicted model, not a curated record
AUGCUGCAGGAACUAUCGUCUAUGGACCGCAUUACACAGCUACAAGAUGAGAUCCAGCAAAUACUCACCAUCAUGUCAAGAAGUAUUCAAUAUCUAACAUCCAAGGCAGAUUUUGUGCAAAUUAGCCCAGAGGUGCCAGUUACGAAGCAGAGGGCUGCGGGGAAAGCAGACCCUCCUGAUGUGUUCGACGCGAACAAGAAGGAACUGGUCACGGACUUGAUCGUAAAGGCCAAACAGAUUGAGUAUCUUAUCAACUCUCUGCCUGAACCCGAGUCUGAGGAGGAGCAGGCCGGGAGGCUGAGGGAGUUGGAGAACGAGUUGUCGACAGCGAAUGCAGAGUAUGUCCGGGCCGUUCAUCGUGCUAGGGAGUUGCUUCGACUUGUUUCCGAGACCCUUCGUACAAUGUUGAGCGAGCCUCCUCCAGAUGCUCGACCCGCGGCGCCCAGUGUGUAG